AUGUCUGAGCAGGACGCUGAAGCUAAGCGUGCGAAGCAAUUGGAAGAAGCCAGGAAGAGAGUGGAGGAAUUGAAGAAGAAGAAAAAUAAGAAGGGUAAAGGUAAGAAGAACAAGAACAAUAAUGUCACUGGCACUACAGGAUCAGACACACCCGAAGUAGAGAGCACGCCAGGUGAAGAAUUGCCGCAAGAACAAACACCAGUUGUUGACUCUACUAAAAGUGAAAACGAACCCGAACACGUCGAAGAAAACGAGGAGAAUGAAGAAGAGGAAGAACUUGAAGAGAACGAAGAAUUGGCUGCUUCAAAUGAUUCUGGUGUUAAUGAGGAAGAAACCAAAGUGGAAGAUGAACCACACGCUUCUGUGGAAGAGGAAAAUUCAGAAAAUGUAAAAAAGGAGGAGGAUCAAGAAAUUUUGAGCCACGCAGAAAAUAAUAAAACUAUUGGGACUGCACCGGUAGUCGCUGAGGAGCCUAAAGAAGUAAGGGAAACCUCCCAUUCAUCAGCUGAGGCAGACGAUUUAUUUGGUGGUGAUGACAACGAAGAAUCAGAUUUCCUGACCACCAUAGAAAAGCAAAGAGAAGAAGACGAAUUAAGCAAACUAAGGACAGAGCUUGAAACACUAAUACAAGAAAAUAAACAGUUAAAGUUUUUAAGCAUGGAUAACGAAACUACGAUUGAUGAUUUACAAGAGCAAUUGCAAGAGAGAGACGAUACGAUAAAUAGCCUACAAUACGAUUUACAAACAACAAGGGAUGAACUCACAGCUACUCAACAACGCCUAAGGGAAGCCGAAACAAAAUCAGUAAGAACUACCACAGCAUCGCCUGUUCAUUUUGCAGAUUUUAAUAGCAAUUCAACUUCUUCGAAAUCCGCCGCUAAUUUUGCGCCAAUGGCUCGUGGUAACCAUGCAGAAGUCGAUCGUGUCAUGUUGGAUAAAUGGCGUAACUGGAACGUUGACAUGACCGGUUGGAGAAGUAUUGGUUCGGGCCCAAUCAUGGAGUUUUGA
This is a messenger RNA of Saccharomyces eubayanus, 1008 nucleotides long. RefSeq names its product Bug1p (gene BUG1). NCBI's taxonomy places the organism in Eukaryota, Fungi, Ascomycota, Saccharomycetes, Saccharomycetales, Saccharomycetaceae. The coding region runs from base 1 to 1008 and encodes 335 amino acids. The record is from RefSeq and is a predicted model, not a curated record. The transcript has a single exon.